This is a messenger RNA of Drosophila pseudoobscura, 3010 nucleotides long. RefSeq names its product amphiphysin (gene Amph). The transcript is spliced from 10 exons. Gene Ontology annotation, molecular function: protein binding; phospholipid binding. Gene Ontology annotation, cellular component: plasma membrane; cytoplasm. The record is from RefSeq and is a predicted model, not a curated record. Bases 613 to 2472 code for a protein of 619 amino acids. Lineage: Eukaryota; Metazoa; Arthropoda; Insecta; Diptera; Drosophilidae.
UGCAAUUGCGUAGCUAACGACAAUUCAAGUAAACUGCGACUAGCUAAACAGCAUCGUGCCCCGCCUAAACACAAAAUAGCGGAUCGUGUGAGAGCGAGAGAGGAAAACGGUAGUUGUGGCGCUCUUACGCGCUCUCUCUCUGUGGCCCCAACUGGGGCCCCCACUCAUUCUCGUCGCCGUUUGGAGCCAAGUGAAUCUGUCGACUACUGCCGCUCUGUGAGUCCCGUUCCGUCUGCAGCAGCGUCAGGUUUGAAAGAUUCGUUCGUCGUACACACUCGCCUACGUUUACGUGCCAUUUGUUUUUCGAAAAAUCUGCAUAAAUUUGACCGCGUCUGAAACUGCAUAAAAAUAGCAGAAGCCAGCGCGAAAAACAGCGAGGCGAAAAUAAAUACAUAUUUCGGUUUAACAAGUGUGUGGCGCGCGAUUGGCUCGUUUAUUGUUAAUACAGCAGAAACAGGAAAUCUGUUGUCGUCGUCGUUGGGUGUUCACUGUGCAUUUAAAGUUAUCAUAUUUACGUGUGUGGCCGCUGGUGUGCCAGGCCAGUGCAUAUAAAUAUAUCUAAAAUCCAUUUAAUUAUAAAUUAAAAACCCCAUCAACUCAACUACACACUGAAUGUCCGAGAAUAAAGGCAUCAUGCUGGCCAAAUCUGUUCAAAAACACGCUGGACGUGCCAAGGAGAAGAUUCUACAAAACUUGGGAAAAGUGGAUCGGACUGCAGAUGAAAUCUUCGACGACCACUUGAACAACUUCAAUCGCCAACAAAUGAGCGCCAACAGAUUACAGAAGGAAUUCAACAAUUAUAUAAGAUGUGUUCGCGCUGCACAAACCGCCUCCAAGUCCCUGAUGGAUGCCGUGUGCGAGAUCUACGAGCCACAGUGGAGCGGCUACGAAGCCCUGCAAGCACAGACUGGCGCCUCGGACAGCUUGUGGGCGGACUUUGCACAUAAACUGGGGGACCAAGUGCUCAUACCACUCAAUACAUACACCGGACAAUUUCCCGAAAUGAAGAAAAAAGUUGAGAAGCGCAACCGAAAGCUGAUUGACUACGAUGGCCAGCGCCAUUCGUUCCAAAAUCUCCAGGCCAAUGCCAACAAACGCAAAGACGACGUCAAGCUGACCAAGGGACGCGAACAGCUGGAGGAGGCCCGACGCACCUACGAGAUCCUCAACACGGAACUGCACGACGAGCUGCCCGCCCUGUACGACUCGAGAAUACUGUUUCUGGUGACCAACUUGCAGACGCUCUUCGCCACCGAGCAGGUCUUCCACAACGAAACGUCCAAGAUAUACUCGGAGCUGGAGGCGAUUGUUGACAAACUGGCCACAGAAUCGCAGCGCGGCUCUAACACGCUCCGCAAACAGACAAGCAAUGCCAUCAAGACGUCGAGUCCAGUGCAGUCGCCGGUUAACAAGCUGAACAACGCCAGCAUCAACAGCACCAACUACCAGAAUCAAAUUACCACAAACGGGGGCUCCAGUCUGGCGAACAGCCCAACAUCCACGAGCUCGUCCCUGCAAGAGCCGAGAUUUGAUUCCAUUUCUUCAACACCAGAACCGACGCCGGAGUCGCCGUCGCCGCCGCCAAAUUUAAAGCAGCGCAUCAGUAGCAGCCCAGUGCCAAGCAGUCCAACGCCGGCUGAUGGGGUGAAUGGUGCGACGACCACAAGCAGCGCCCAAGCAAUGGACAUUGCCGAGCUAAGCAGUCCGAAUGCCAACACGAAGAUCACAACCACCACACAGACAACGACAGUGACAAAGGCAGAGGAACAAAAAGCAGCAGGAGAGGGAGCAGCAGAAUCAGCAGCAGCACCCAUCCAGGUGAACGGUAAUGGCAACAACAAUCAAUCCCCGGCAAGCAGUGCCAGUGCACAGGCAAAGGAAAAGGAAAGCAUCAGCACCAGCACUGCCAGUGGCGGGGCCGGUGGAGGCAAGCAUCCCAAAGAGCUGCCCACAACAACAACGAAUGCCGAAGCAGCGGCCGAAGCGGCCGCCAAUAACGGCAACUCAAUCGAGGAGCACAAGCAGAAGAAAUUAGGUAAUACAGCGAUAGGAAUCACCACUACUACUACCACCAAGCACUUAGUUACAUCAACAGAUACAGAUAAAGAUACAGAUACCGUUACAAAUACAAGUACAAGUACAGUCAGCAAUCAGAUCAGUAGGCAAUUAGUUCAUAGACAAACCGUUAAUAAUGCUAAUAAGAAUCCGUUCGAAGAGGACGAUGAGUGCAUCUACGAGGUUCCCAAUGAUGCCAACACGGCUGAUUUACCGGCCGGCGUGCUCUACCGAGUGAAGGCCACCUACGGCUACGUGAAGGAGGAUGUGGACGAGCUGAGUUUCGAGAUUGGGGACACCAUUCGCGUGAUCGAGUACGAUGAUCCCGAGGAUCAGGAGGAAGGCUGGCUAAUGGGUCAGAAGGAGGGCACCAGCGAGAAGGGCCUCUUCCCCGCCAACUUCACACGCCCCAUCUGAGCGGAGGUGGACGACCGGAGCCGGAGCUGAGAACCAAUCCACCAAACAGCCACACAAACUGCAGUCCCCACGCCACCACACCCCACCCAACAUUUUGUUAAACCAUAAAUAUCUACAAAACGGAAAUCCCAAUCCAAACUUUUGGCCAAAUUUUCAUUAUUAAAAUUGUCUUGUUCUGUGAAACGCAUUCUAGAGCAGUGCUUCCAGUUAUUAUUAAUUAUUAUUGUUGAACGCCAUGGCAGACCAUACCACACCACGCAAAGGAAUAUCGAAGCGAAUGGCAUUAAAACACACACCACACUUUGAGGACGUUUCAAAUUUUAUUUUCUAGUUUUAAGCCUCGGCAAAUCUACGUAUACAUAUAUUAUUUGUUAAAACUACUAUUGUGCUCAUAAUUAAUGCGAACAAAGUGUAAUAAGUUAAAGGCAACACACACAAAUUCAACGCAUAUCGCUCGAAAGAAAAGAGUAAUGUAAUUGCUAAAAAAAAUUAAGAAACAAAGAAGGAGGCAUGGAGGAGAAUAUAACCUUAACCUGAA